AUGGCAUCCCAAUCUAUUCAGUCAUUGGAGCUGAAAGAGCAAGAUGCCUCUGUUCGAGAAUACAUCGGGAAAACGUUGGUAACUCUAGUCCACGGGUUGGCACUGCCUCCACCAGAGGCACAUCUCUCGCUUAGUGUCAAGCGCCGAGCCAACUCAACAUCUUGCAUCAUCAACCCAAUCACUGGGGCUUUAGAGGCAAGUCCAAGAGUUGAGACUACCCGGACAUAUUCUUGGCCUGCAAAGACGGCAUACGAGGAAUGGAAGUUUAGUAUGACUUGCACCGACACUGCCUUGCUCUAUUCACUGACGUGCCUGUAUAGCGGUCAUUCUUCGAAUUCUGGCUAUCUUGGACCAGGCCAUUCGGACGGGACAGCUCAUCUCCAAAAGGUAAACAGGGAUAUAUACUAUAUCGACCCCGAGUUCUUCCGUGCUCAAUAUGUCGUCGACGGCGUUAUUGAUGAUCUGGCAUACACCAUAGGGGUGGAUAGAGAGGCUCUGAGCGUGGUCUGUAUCUUGAAGACCCGGACACCACAAGACCAGACUGCUCACAUCCAUACUAUUAACCAGGAAGCAGCAGGUAAAGGCCUGGUUGCAGGAAAUUUUCGCUUGAUUCGUGCAUCGCGGGUCGUGGUCGUUGCUCAGUCUGCCACAGAGGACACUUUGAUCCCUCGCAUAGAGAAUGCGGACGAGAUCGAGAUUUCACGAGUUCGAUGGGUACUGGUGAUUGAAAAGGAGGCGGUCUUUCACCGGCUUGCGCGUACCGCAUACCAUACCCGAGCGACAGCGGGAGAAGGACUGCUCGUCACAGGGAAAGGCUAUCCAGACCUUUCCACCCGAUUGUUCUUGCGCAAAUUAUUCGAUCUGGCAUCAAAUCGAAUUGUACCACUCCGCUUCUAUGCCCUUACAGAUGGUGACCCACACGGGAUAGCCAUCACGUCAACCUACAAGUAUGGCUCGGCGGCACACUCGCACGAGAAUGCGCGACUCAGCAUCCCUCGACUCCAAUGGCUCGGCCUCCGUGUUUCAGACAUAAUCACCGUCCCGGAAGUACUGGGCGACAAGGCUCUUCUCUCGUUGACCGGGCGAGAUCGAAAGAAGAUCAUCUCCAUGCUACAUAACAGCCCUGUGUGGGCAAGCGAUGGACCAGAACUCCAGUGGAGAGUGGAAUUGCAGCGCAUGCUAUUCCUAAACGCCAAGGCAGAGAUUGAGAUUCUGUAUGAGUGUAGCGGUGGUCUGGAGGGAUGGAUUGAACGUCGCAUGUUCCGGCAGGAGUGA
Molecule: messenger RNA, 1275 nt
Organism: Penicillium salamii
Lineage: Eukaryota; Fungi; Ascomycota; Eurotiomycetes; Eurotiales; Aspergillaceae
Source: the annotation of a GenBank genome assembly